AUGGAAAAGGACCUUGCCCACCGCGGCCCUAACAAGACCACCGACGACCAGUUCAAGAAGACGUUCCAGACCGUCGGCCGUCCUGAGACCACGGACCACGACAUCCACGAGGACUUCCUGAAGAACCCGCCCAACAACCAUCCAAGCGAGUUCACCAACUCUGACAACCUGGGCAAGAAGGAAGGUGCCUAUGAGCGCGAGCCCAUGCAGAUGGGCGUUCUCGGCUACGAAGAGACGGGUCGGGUGAAGAAGAGCGCCGUGCAGGGCGCUAUGCUAGAGGAGGACUCGGUCCACCCUUGA
Messenger RNA from Coniophora puteana RWD-64-598 SS2, 300 nucleotides. RefSeq lists its product as uncharacterized. The transcript has 2 exons. The coding region runs from base 1 to 300 and encodes 99 amino acids. NCBI's taxonomy places the organism in Eukaryota, Fungi, Basidiomycota, Agaricomycetes, Boletales, Coniophoraceae. The record is from RefSeq and is a predicted model, not a curated record.